AUGCUCUCCACAACACCAUUCAUCCCUGCACGCGGGUCAAUAUCAUCUAUAUCGAUGGACGAUCUUCGAUUGACUCCCACUCCCAGAGAACUCAUAAUAUCACCGAACGAAGCUUCCUCAUCAACAGCUAAUUCAGACUCGUCAUCUCCGCCAUCAUCAUCAAUGAUACGUAGAUCUUCAAGUGCACCUAAACCAAGAAGAGGUUCAUCAUUACCUAUAUCCUUAGCAUCGUCAAAUACGAAUCCAACGAUAGAACAUGAGCUGAACGGUAACGAUAAUAGUGGUGAUAACAAAUUAUCAAUGUUGCAGUUCAUUUCAUCUACUAUUGAACCUUCAUGGGAUGAGAUUGAAUCUUCUCCAUUCGAAUUCGUUCCCUCUAUAUUCCCAAUAUCCUCCGCACAAGGAAUGAAUUUGGAUAUGGAUAUAAUAACUUUCUUGAGGCAGGCUCCUACGCCUGGAAUACAAAUGUCAAGAUCAGAUUCCUUAUCAUCGGUAUCUUCAUCUAUUCUUCCUCCUAAUAACGAUAAUCUCAACGCACAAUCAAAUCUGGUCACUCCGCAAGUUUCACUUCAAGCUUUUUUGGAAGAACAAGCUAAUUUGGAUCAAUUAAUCGAUUUUACUUUUACUUCACAUCAAUCACAAUCCCGAUUUCCCUCUAAUGAAUAUGAGAAUGUAAAUGGAGGUGGAGAUGAUACGUUAUCGAUGAAGGAAUUCUUCGAUUCUGAACCACCAAAAUUCUAUCCUACAGCAACAUCAACUUUCACUUCCCCUACUACGAUCUCACGAUCUUCUACGAUCAGUGAUAGUAUCAGCAGUGGUCAAAAGGGGAUAUUAUCCAAUGUGGGAUUAGGUAUAGAGGUCAGAGACAGACAAAACGGAGUUGGAAAAGUGAUGAAACGUGCCAGAGAGGCUUUGAGGAUGGGUAGAAAUUGA
Messenger RNA from Kwoniella shivajii, 933 nucleotides. RefSeq lists its product as uncharacterized. The record is from RefSeq and is a predicted model, not a curated record. NCBI's taxonomy places the organism in Eukaryota, Fungi, Basidiomycota, Tremellomycetes, Tremellales, Cryptococcaceae. The transcript has a single exon. Bases 1 to 933 code for a protein of 310 amino acids.